AUGAAUCCCAGCCCCGCGAUGAUGCCAACUACCCUGCCGACGAUGUCCUCUGAAUCGCCUAAACGUAAGCGAGCAUCGUCCGAAGAUUUUGAUUCCCGCAGUCCUUCCGCUUCACCUACAUCAAGCAGCUCAAUCCCCAACCCCCAGGAAUCCAAGAUCCGGGAAGCAGAGGACUGGGGACGAUACAGCCCGCGAGCGCUAGUCGCUGGUCGCUUGGGACGAUUGGCUAUCCGCGGGGAUCAGCUUUCCACGUCGCCAGUGCCGUACGGAGUAGAUCAGGGCAUAGUCGCACAUACUGCGCAGUCGGGGAACUGGCCUACCUCGGACGGUGAUUCUCAUGAUUCUUACGCCUUAUCCGAAGCGAAUGCCUCGAUGGAGAUUAGUCCCAGCCCAGGGGGAUUGUCAGAAUUUGCGGAAGCUACCCAAUCUCCUGAAAUUGCUAGAACCGGAUCACCAUCUCCCAGAAAGAGACGAUCGACACCCAGCCCUCGCAAGAAGAAGCUCUCUACGGCUUCCUCCACGAUGCGUAGCCGCAGUGCAUCACCCCCUCUUAUAACCGAUACAGCUGAGAACCCACUUACAUGGCAUGACUCGGAAAUCACGGGUCACAACCCGACUGAUCCUACUGACGACGGAUAUGGGCUGAAUGGAAUUGGUUUCAAACCGACUGCGGCAAUGGCUUGGGCCAGGUCAGAGAGGAGAAAGAAACAGGUCGCAGAAUGGAGGAGCCGUGAAGCCAGAGAGGCGCGCGAAAAGCGGCGAGAACGCCGAGACGGUGCCGACUUCGAGAGGAUACGGUCUAUCCAAUCUGGCGCCAUUCAGAAAAGGGUCAAGUUUGACGUCUAG
Messenger RNA from Aspergillus luchuensis, 846 nucleotides. RefSeq lists its product as uncharacterized. The record is from RefSeq and is a predicted model, not a curated record. The transcript has a single exon. NCBI's taxonomy places the organism in Eukaryota, Fungi, Ascomycota, Eurotiomycetes, Eurotiales, Aspergillaceae. The coding region runs from base 1 to 846 and encodes 281 amino acids.